Molecule: messenger RNA, 4072 nt
Organism: Propithecus coquereli (Coquerel's sifaka)
Lineage: Eukaryota; Metazoa; Chordata; Mammalia; Primates; Indriidae
Gene: CTC1
Product: CTS telomere maintenance complex component 1
Exons: 23
Coding region: 34-3699 (1221 amino acids)
Biological process (GO): positive regulation of DNA replication; telomere maintenance via telomere lengthening
Cellular component (GO): CST complex
Molecular function (GO): telomeric repeat DNA binding; single-stranded DNA binding
Source: RefSeq, a predicted model, not a curated record
CCGCGCCUCUCAGGAGCCGAGCUUUGGCUCAUCAUGGCGGCUUGCCAGGCUGAGGUUCCUACCUCCGAACAAGCCUGGCUUAAGACUGCUGAGGCCUUCAUCCAAGAGACCCUGUGUCCAACUGACAAGGAGCCUAAUGUUCAGUUGACUCAGUUGGUAAUUGAUUGUGUGAAGACUGUCUGGUCGUCCCAGGGAAGUAACCAGGGUUAUACACUACCCCUCAGCUACAGCUUUGUCUCAGUUCAGGACCUCAGGACCCACCAGCAGCUGCCGUGCUGCAGCCACCUGUCCUGGAGCAGUAGUGCCUACCAGGCUUGGGCCCAGGAGGCUGGACCAAAUGGGACCCCUCUGGCCCGGGAGCGGCUUUUACUUUUAGGGACGCUAACAGACCUAUCAGGGGAUGUGGAACAAGAGCGCAGGGAUGGAGGCCUCUAUGUGAGAGAUAACACUGGAAUCCUGUGCUGUGAGGUCAUAGAUCUGGACCUUUCUUGGUUGGGCCAUCUCUUUCUGUUCCCCAGUUGGAGUUACCUCCCUCCUGCCAGGGGGAAUUUCUCAGGGGAAGGGCACUUGGAGCUCUGGGAUGCCCCUGUGCCAGUGUUUCCUUUGACCAUCAGUCCUGGUCCUCCCACGCCUAUCCCUGUCCUCUACACAGAGAGUGCCUCCCACAUGCUCAGGCUCCGAAGCAAGCCCAGAGGUGUGCAGCGAAACCUGGCUGGGAAGCUGGUUCGAUUGAGUGCUCUGGUGAAAAGUCAACGCAAAUCUUACUUUGUCCUAUCUCUUGGUGAAUCAUCCUCAGAGGUCAGCGAGACUGCCAACCAUGUGUCCAUUGUUGUGCAGAUCCCUGCUCAGCUGGUGUGGCACCGAGCCCUUUGGCCUGGUAAGGCCUAUGUGCUGACAGAACUGCGAGUAUCCAGGGUCCGUGGUCACCGUUACCGUGUUUGGACAACCAGUCCCUCCUCCCGUCUGUUGCUGCUGAAACCAGAAUGUGUAGAGGAGCUGGAAAUGGACCUGGAAGGACCCCUCUUGGAGGCUUACCCCAAGCCACUCCCCACCCCCAGCAACUCCCAGGACAGGACGGGGCAAAGAGGUCUUAUCCGGGACUCCACACUUUUAUCAUAUUCGGGAACCGUCACUGGUGUGUUGAAUGAGGCUGCUGGCCUCUAUGAGCUGGACGGGAAGCUGGGACUCUGCCUCGCCUACCAGCAGUUCCGUGGCCUCAGGAGGGUGAUGCGACCAGGGGUCUGUCUGGAGCUCCAGGAUGUUCACCUCCUCCAGUCAGUGGGUGGAGGGACAAGAAGGCCAGUGCUAGCCCCCUGCCUCCGUGGUGCUGUUCUUUUUCGGGGCUUCUCUCGUCAGAAGCCUGGAACUCAGUCAUCGCACCAAGUCUUUGGGGCCUCCCUGUAUGAGCAGCUGGUCUGGGAACGUCAGUUAGGACUUCCCCUCUACCUGUGGGCUGCCAAGGUCCUGGAGGAGCUGGCUUGCAAGCUGUGUCCCCACGUGCUGAGAUACCAGCAGUUCCUGCAGCCUUCCUUUUCUGGGAACCCCGGCCUGGGGCUGCAACUCUUGGCUCCUACCCUGGAUCUUCUGGCUCCGCCAGGCAGCCCCAUUCGGAAAGCACAUGUUGAGAUCCUUCAAGAGCUGCAUCACUGUCCCCUCCAGAAAUAUGCUCAGCUACAGACUCCCUACUCUUUCCCCACUCUGGCUACCUUGAAAGAGGAAGGGCUGCGCAGGGCCUGGGCCUCCUUUGACCCUAAGGCCCUUCUGCCCCUCCCAGAGGCCUCCCACCUGCCCAGCUGCCAACUCAAUCACCGCCUGGCCUGGUCCUGUCUCUGUCUGCAGCCCUCUGACUUCCAACCAGCCCAGGUUUUACUUGGGGUUCUGGUGGCUUCAUCUCAUAAAGGUUGUCUGCAACUGAGGGACCAAAGUGGUUCCCUGCACUGCCUGCUGCUGGCCAAGCACUCACAACCCCUUACUGACCCACGGCUCUUAGGCUGUCUGGUGCGGGCAGAGAAGUUUCAGCUGGUUGUAGAGAGGAACGUCAGAAGCAGCUUCCCUUCCUGGAAGGAGCUGAGCACCCCAGGCUUUAUCCAGAAGCAGCAGGCCAGGGUCUAUGUCCAGAUCUUUCUGGCUGAUGCCCUGAUCCUGCCUGUUCCCAGAUCCUGCCUUCAUUCAGCCACCUGUGCAACACCUCAGACAGAUUCCACCUCCCCAGACGGACCCCACAUAGAACAGAGUCGGCUGUUCUUGCUGUCCCACAAGGAGGCCCUCAUGAAGAGGAAUUUUUGUGUCCCUGAAGGGGCCAAUCCAGAGGUGCCCAAGCCCACCCUCUGUUUCUAUGUGUCAGGGAGCUGGCUUGGGGGCACACAGAAGAAGGAGGGAACUGGAUGGGGCCCACCCGAGCCUCAGGGAAAUGAGGACAAAGAUCAAAAGGUUCUCCUCAUCUUCCUUGGCUCUUCAGUCCGCUGGUUUGACUUCUUGCACCCAGGGCAAGUGUACCGACUUGUGGCUUCUGGCACCCCUACAUCAAUGUUGUUCGAGAAGGAUGGUUCGUCUUGCACAUCUCAGCGUCCUCUGGAGUUGGCUGGCUGUGUGUCCUGCCUCACUGUCCAGGAUAAGUGGACCCUGGAGCUUGAGAGUUCCCAAGACAUCCCAGAUGUGCCAGCUACAAACAAGGCACUGCCUGAAUCCUCACUGACUGACCUGCUCAGUGGCAACAUCACCAAUUCCUUGGUGUCUUUCUCAGCUGAGAUAUUGUCACGGACACUGUGUAAGCCCCUUCUGACCCCUCUCCAGACGAAACCUGAUAACACUGAGGCCAUAAGAGGGUGUGUGAAGCUAACUGUGGCCCUACAGACUGCUGACUGUGACUUCCCCCCUCACCUGGACAUAUAUAUCGAAGACCCACACUUGCCUCCCUUGCUAGGACUCCUUCCUGGAGCCCAGGUCCACUUUGUCCAGCUGGAGAAAAGGGUUUCCAGAUCCCACAAUGUUUACUGUUGCUUCCGGUCAUCCACUUAUGUGCAGGUCCUGAGUUUUCCCCCGGAGACUACAAUCAGUGUUCCCCUGCCCCAUAUCUACCUGGCUGAACUUCUACAGGGUGGCCGGGCCCCGUUCCGGGCCACUGCAUCUUGUCAUAUCGUUUCUGUGUUUAGCCUUCAGCUCUGCUGGGUGUGUGCUCAUUGUACCAGCAUCUGCCCCCAGGGAAGGUGCACUCGUCAGGACCCUGCUUGCCCCACGCAGACAUCUGUAAGCCAGGCCAACAUCAGGCUCCUGGUGGAGGAUGGGACUGCCGAAGCUGUGGUGACCUGUAGGAAUCAUCAUGUGGCAGCAGCACUAGGGCUGUGUCCUAAUGAGUGGACUUCCCUCUUGGAGUUUGCCCGAGUGCCAGGGAAAGUGGCCUUGCAAUUUGUGGGGCUUGGAGCCCAACUCGAGUCCUCAGCCAAGAUUGACGAGCCCUUGACCCUCUUCCUCCGGACACUUUGUACCAGCUCCUCUGUCCUCCGCCCUAUUGUGCUUUCUUUUGAGCUUGAGAGGAAGUCCUCUAAGAUUGUCGUAUUAGAACCUCCUCGGCUGCAGCGAUUCCAGUGUGGAGACCUCCCUGUCCUGACUCGCGUGAAUGCCAGGCUCAGACUGUUCUGCCUUUCUAUCCAGGAGUCGGAGCACCCCAGCUCUCUGGGGGUCUUUGCUUCCUCCUGUUAACCUGAACUGCAAGAAUGGCCUGAAAGUUCUUCCUGCUUUGCUGGAAACCUGAGGCCUGGGUUCCGGCUCUUCCCCUUUGUCAUGGCCUCUACUUUCUCUGUGACUGAACUAGGACUCGAGAUCCCUGGAUUCACAAACUGCUACCCCACUGUAAUUUCUCCUCCUUGGUAUUCCAGUGCCAGCCUACCUUGGAGAAAUUGUGGAAACAGACACAUCAUGGUACUGUCAAUACUUCUCUCUGGAGUCAAAGCACUUGCAUUCACAGGUUGCCCUGAGCACCUGGGUUCCUUUGUAACAGAAGCCAGAGUAACAAGACUUUCCUAUUGUGGGGGUGCUGAUAACAGGCCCUUUGGCCUGCAGUAAAGCUCUGGUG